AUGGCAACUGGGAAGCAUGCCAUGGGCUCGGGGGAGCCUCUUGGUUCUCCCAUGCCUGACUUCCCUGGGACCCCGGACGUCGAGAUCCUUGAUGGCCCUGACAAGCCUGUUGCGAAGCCCUUCGACAAGCCAUUGGACCCCGUUGAUAGGAAGAGGAAGAGAGGAGGCCUGAUGGAGGAGGAGAUCAAUGUCUUCUGCAGCAUGACUGAGGUGGUGAAGGAGGUGGCAACAGCCAUCAGGGAGUGCAAGCCCCUCGACGUCCACCCUAACCUGUAUGGCGCUUUCAUGACCCAGGGUGGCUUCAGCAACGAGGCUCUCAUGGCAGCUCUCAGCCACCUGCUUGACAACAAGGCCCAGGGUGUUGGGUUCGUUGCCAUGGCCGACGCUCAUAGGGUGUUGUGGCUCAGGAGCUGGCUGGGCAAGCACUACUACUAG
Triticum turgidum subsp. durum (durum wheat) is the source of this 435-nucleotide messenger RNA. Lineage: Eukaryota; Viridiplantae; Streptophyta; Magnoliopsida; Poales; Poaceae. The record is from the annotation of a GenBank genome assembly.